Hydatigera taeniaeformis is the source of this 1431-nucleotide messenger RNA. The record is from the annotation of a GenBank genome assembly. NCBI's taxonomy places the organism in Eukaryota, Metazoa, Platyhelminthes, Cestoda, Cyclophyllidea, Taeniidae.
AUGACCUGUGUUUCUUAUACGAUUAAUCCAAUGGUCGCCUCGAUAACAAUUCCGAAGGAGUCAACUAAAGCAGGAUCAGCCAAUGCAACAGUCUCGAGCGACCAACGCAACCGACAAUCGGUGCUUAGGCGCGGGUGCGUCUCUACACCGCAGAAAGAGAGCCCUGCAAUGAAGGCUGUUGCUUGCUCCUCUUCCCUUCCUAUCAACUAUCCUCGAAAUAACCAAGCCUCCCCUUCUCUCUUCAACUACCAGAACUUGAAUGUUUAUGUCGUUGGCAAUGUGGGCCACCCAAAGGCCCAAAUUGUCCGUGUUGUCCACAUUUCCGAUACUCGGGGUGUAGGCGAUUACUAUGCUAAAGGCUUGCCUAAUGGCCACAUAUUAAUUCAUUCAGGUGACUUCUUAGACGGUCCACCUUUGCGUCAUCGGACGCCUCUGCGUCGGGGCUACUUUAGGAAGUCGCGAACAGAGGGCAAAUUUUCACCAUCUACUUCCGCCUCCUCAUUCUCCUCCCCUUCCACUGAGGAGUGCGUAUGGAAAGCUAAACUUCAAUCUAUAAACGAGUUUUUCCGCCAUCAGCCCCAUCCCUACAAAAUAUUUGUUUCGGGAUGCUGGGAUUACCUUGGUCCGGAGCGACCUUCAGCUGCCCAGAUCCAAAAGUGUCUCCCCUCUGCCAUUUACCUGGAAGAUGCGGCAUGUGAAAUCCUCGGUCUCAAGGUAUAUGGAAUUCCUUGGACCUCAGCAGACGAUUUAAGGCCCGAGGACGGAAAAUCACACUUCACGUCAUCUAUCGGAACCUCUAACGUGAAGACAAUACUGCCUCAGUGGUUAUUACGAUCCUCUAUGUCCUGGUCUCGAAGCCGUCGGCAGACUAGGAGACAAAGGUGUCUCUCUUCGUGCACUGGAGCCUCUGAGACCUCGACAACAGCGGCACAGGCAAGGACGAGGGAAAUGGUGGUAAUCAGAGGGAGGUCAAAUGUUUGGCCUGCUUAUCACAGCCCUGACGCCAGUAACGGCAGCUGUUCGUCCUCGACAAAUGCUAAGGCAGGUGCCUGUGAAUCUGGGUCCUCUUCCAGUUCAUCCUCCUGUUCUUCAUCCGCUUCCUCCUUAUCCUCUGCCUCUGCGUCUGCCCUCUGCGAUGGUUUCAUCCUUCCCGAUAUUAAAGCGGUGGAAGAGCGUUAUGCUCGGGUGCCCUCUGAUACGAAUAUCAUCGUUUCUCACAUGCCGGCCUGGCGACCAGAGCUAUACACGCACGUGGUCGACAGAAUACAUUGGUGUGUAGGUAUGUCUGCGUGCGCAAGUGUGAAUCAUUUCCUUGUAUUUCUUCGCCAUUUUCCUUCCUCCUCCCUCACCACCGCAAUGACGAAUCGUGCUCCUGCCGGCUGUCUUUACAACUCCCAAGGCGGUGUGCCACUCCUCAUCGCAUUCACGUGA